GGUUAAUACUCUACGUUCAAAACACACUAAACACAUUACACUACACACAAAUCUAGUGUAUGCAACAAAAUGAGUGUCAUAUCAGUUACUAUAUAUAGGAGGAGUGUAAUAAUAACAAUUGUCUAUUCUGAGGUGAAAAAACCUAUGCAUCAGAUUCAUUCAUAUUGCCAGGUGACACGGUCUCCACAUAAUUGCCAGGGAACAACCCGUUGACUCCGUUCGUUACUCCCUCGUACCACCCGUCGUCAUUCUUCUUCACGAUGUAGAUGAUUUCUCCCGUGACAAAGGUCAACUCGUCGUCUCUGUCUUUGGUGUAGUCAU
This is a messenger RNA of Geodia barretti, 321 nucleotides long. NCBI's taxonomy places the organism in Eukaryota, Metazoa, Porifera, Demospongiae, Tetractinellida, Geodiidae. The record is from the annotation of a GenBank genome assembly.